Messenger RNA from Micromonas pusilla CCMP1545, 297 nucleotides. RefSeq lists its product as uncharacterized. The coding region runs from base 1 to 297 and encodes 98 amino acids. The transcript has a single exon. Lineage: Eukaryota; Viridiplantae; Chlorophyta; Mamiellophyceae; Mamiellales; Mamiellaceae. The record is from RefSeq and is a predicted model, not a curated record.
AUGGAGCGGUUCGAGCGUCGACGCGCGGAGCUCCUCCGAGACGCGGAGGCGGACCGCGCGCGGAGGGAGAGGCGCGAGGAAGCCGCCGCGGCGAUGGCGCGCGUGAGCAACAUCGUGUCGUGGACGGACGCGCUCUUCGGAGGCUCCUCGCGGACGGCCAAGGCGAAGGACGACGACGACGACGCCGCCACGCCGCCGGCGUGCCCGCUGCCCGCGGUGUACGUCAACGCGGAGCUGUUGCGGCUGCCGCCCGCGGCGUCGCGGAAGGAGGGGAACGAAGUCGGAAGCAACGCGUGA